ACUGGGGGUAGACGACGAAGCAGGCUGGAAUCCACCUCCGCGUAGAAAGGAAAGGAGCGCCCUUAAUGAAGAUUUCUUGGAAGGUCGAGAUUCGAGACUACUACGAGGCGGCCCAAGAGUUGGGAUCGGAUCGGGGUCGUUGACUCAACGGGCGAGAUCCCGAUGGCCAUCGCCGGUCUAGUGUAGCCACAUCGCCAUCGAGUGCACGUGCCUGCUCGUGCGAUCGAUCAGCAGCUGCUGCACAUUGCAACCGCGCGCCUCGACGCAGCAGGUUGACGAAUCGUGGAUCGUUGGAAGCAAUUGGCGGCAGGCGCGUGGGGCGCCGUUGAUUCGUGAUGGCGGCCGCCACGGACGGCCGUGAUGGCGUCGCAGAGCAGCCAUCCCCAGAGCAGGCGGCUUCCCUUCUCUCCCGCCUGACCUUCGCGUGGGUGACGCCUCUCAUCCGCCUCGGCAACUCCAAGGUGCUGCAGGCGGCAGACCUGCCGCCCCUCUGCCACCGCGACUCCACCGCUGCUGUGGCGCCGGGGGUUAGGGAGGCUUGGGAGAGGGAGAGAACUCGCACCGACAGGCCUCCGUCCUUAGCCCGUGCGCUCAUCAGAGCGUUUCUUGCGCCCUUCGUGGCAGCGGGCGCGCUGAAGCUCUUCCACGACCUGCUUCAGCUCGCCUCGCCGCUGCUGCUGCAACAGAUUAUCCUCCACCUCAGCAUGACGUCGUUCCACGUCAGCACUCCUCCUCUUCCAUACUCCGGCACAAGCACAUCAUUUCUUGAUCCCACCGCAGCAGCCAUCAGCAUCAGCUCAGUCGGCCGUCUCCCUGGUCCCUCGCCCCUCCCCUCCAAUUCCUCAUUCUCUCUCCCCUCCACCCUCACACCAACCCUCCACCGCUCCCUCCUCUCUGCCCCUCUCACCCCCCCAACUGCGCCCUUGGGUUCCUCCUUGCCCUCGCUCCCCCCAGCACCCGCUCUCCUCGCCUGGAUCUUCUUCCCGCUCCUCUCCCUCGUCCCGCACCCACCCGCCCACCCCACCAGCGCACCUGCUGCCUCGUUGGCGCGCGCGCUUUCCCGCGAGGCAGUGCACGCUGCUCCCCCGUUAUCCUCUGGCGCCUCUUCAUCCUUGUCACUAGCUGACUCGCUACCAGCAUGGCUGCCGGGGCUGCUGCUAGCGCUGGUGCUGCUGGCGUGCAACGUGUGCCAGUCGCUCAUCGCCCACCAGUACUUCCACCGCCUCUACCGCCUCUCCUCGCAUGUGCGCACAGGCCUCGUGUCAUUGAUCUACUCCAAGGCGCUCCGCAUCUCCGCUGCAGCGCGCCACUCCACCAGCCUUGGGGAGAUAGUGAAUCUGCAGAGCAAUGAUGCGGAGAAGCUGGCGAAGCUGUGCAUCUAUCUGCACAUCGUGUGGAGCGGACCUGUGCAGAUCAUCGGUGCACUGGCCUUCCUCUUCCGCUUCCUCUCCGUCAUCCCUGCCCUGGCGGGGCUGGCCACCAUGCUGCUCUUGAUGCCCUUCAACGGGCUGCUGAUGGGCCGCCUCUCCGCCGUGCGCCACCGCCUCAUCGCGCGCACGGACGCGCGCGUGCGCCUGCUGACGGAGACGGUGGGGGCGGUGCGCGCGGUGAAGCUGAACGGGUGGGAGGCGCUCUUCAGAGGGCGGAUAGAGGCCAGGCGGGCGGACGAGAUGAAGGAGAUCACCGCCUCCGUGCUGCUGGAGGCCAUGGGUCUGUUCGUGUACUACCUGACGCCCAUGGUGGUCAGCGUUGUGUCGCUCGCCGCCUACGUGCUUCUCGGCCGCCCGCUCACUGCUGACGUCGCCUUCCCCGCCCUCGCACUCUUCAACCUCCUCAGGUUUCCACUCGCAAUGAUUCCGGAUCAGAUCAACGACUACGUGCAAGCCAAGGUCUCUGCGGGCCGCGUUGAAAAGUUUCUGCUGCUGCCCGAGAUUGUUCCGUUAGAAGAGGAGCCGGGCAGCGUGAGGGGCAGCAUAAAGCUUCGCAAUGCGUCGUUUUCAUGGGGAGGGAGGGGCGACAGCAGUGCGAUCAAGAGUGGUGGCGGUGGAAUCAAUGGCCCUGGCGGCAGCACGAGCGACAGUGGCAGUAACGGUGGCAGAGAUGGAAGCAGCAACGCUGUGGCAGUGGCUGUGAAUGGGACGGGUGAAGGCGGGGAGAAGGGGAAGGAGGGGCCAGAGAAGGAGGGGGUGAAGGAGGGAGGGGAGGAAGGAGAGCAAGCAUUGGCGCUAUGUGAUGUGACUCUGGAAAUUCCACCAGGGCAGCUGGUGAUAGUGGUGGGCGAGGUGGGGGCGGGCAAGUCGUCGCUGCUGGCGGGGCUGCUGGGGGAAAUCACUCGAGUGGCGGGGAGCGUGUCGGUGGCAGGACGGGUGGCGUACACCAGCCAGGACCCCUGGAUUCUGAACGCCACAGUGCGCGACAACAUUCUCAUGGGGGGGCCGGCCCAAGGAGCAGUGGAUGAGGCGCGGUACCAGCGGGUGAGAGACGCGUGUGCAUUGAGGCAUGACCUCGCCAUGCUGGCCGGCGGGGACAUGGCUGAGAUCGGGGAGCGAGGCAUCAACCUGUCGGGCGGGCAGAAGCACCGGGUGGCGCUGGCCAGAGCGGUGUACUCGCAGCCAGACGUCGUGCUGCUGGACGACCCGCUCAGCGCCGUGGACACACAUGUCGGCCGCCACCUGUUCACGGAGUGCAUCUGUGGUGAGCUGGCGGGGACCACGCGUGUGCUGGUGACACAUCAGCUGCAGUAUGCGUCCCAUGCUGACGUCAUCAUUGCCAUCAAGGCCGGCCGUGUGGCUGCCGUGGGCACGUUUGACGAGCUGCAGGGCAGGGGCGUGGACUUGGCGCUGUGGGACGAGAAGCAGCAGGAGCAGGGCGAACAGGGCACGGGCACCUGGCAACACAGCGCACCUGCUGCGCCUGCCACUGCUGUCACUGCUGCCACAGCUUCCGACCCUGGUGACAUCAGCAGCAGCAGCAGCAGCAGCAGCAGCAGUGGCACGGGGAAGGCUACUGAAAAGCGCACUACCACCAGUGCUAGCAUGGCAGACAGCGACAAUGACCUCACACGCCCCUUGCUGACUGAACCCCCGUCAUCCGUAUGCACAGCAGCCAGCGGCGCUGCGCCUACUGCAGGCAGCACUGGUGGCGGCAGUGGUAGUGCAGGCAGCGGCAGCGGUGGAGGCAAGAAGAAGCAGAAGGCAGUGGGGCAGUUGGUGGAGGAAGAGGGGCGGGCGGAGGGAGGGGUGGCGGCAGGCGUGUACUGGGAGUACAUGAGGGCAUGGGGCGGGCGGGCGGGUUUCCUCAUGCCACUGCUGGUGCUGGCGGUGUUCGCCGUGUCGCAGUCGCUCAAAGUGGCCAGCGACACCUGGCUCGCCGUGUGGACCGCCAAGACCAGCCAAGGCACCUCCUCCGCUCCAUUCUUCCUGCUCAUCUACAGCCUCGCCACGUUCGCCACGGGGCUCCUCUCUUCCCUCCGCGGCAUCCUCCUCGCCCUGGGCUCCCUCACCGCCGCCCGCUCCCUGCACUCGCGGCUGUUGUCCCGCGUGCUGCGCCUACCCAUGGCGUUCUUCGACUCGCAGCCGUCCGGCCGCCUGCUGAACCGCUUCACGCGGGACAUGGAGCAGAUCGACCUGCAGCUGCCCGACACACUGCUCUCCUACCUCUCAUGCCUCUUCCAGGUCGUCUUUGCCAUCCUGGUGAUAGUCAUCGUCACGCCGCCCUUCCUGCUGCCGCUCAUCCCGCUGCUGCUCCUCUACCGCCGCAUCCAGACUUUCUACAUCUCCGCUUCCAGAGAGCUCAAGCGCCUCGACUCGCUCGCGCGCUCGCCCAUCUUCGCUCACUUCUCUGAAACUCUCACCGGCCUUUCCACCGUCCGGGCCUUCCGCCGCCAGCUGGUGUUCUCGGUUCAGAACAACCGGAAUCUGGAUCGGGCGUCCCAAGCCUACCUGGCUGCCAUGGCAUCGAACCGGUGGCUGGGGCUUCGUCUGGAGCUGAUUGGGGCGUCCUGCGUGUUUGCCACCGCGUGCUUCUGCGUGGUGGGCGGGGUCGCAGCAGCCGCUGCUGCUGCUGCCGCUGCUGGUGGCGGUGGUGGUAGCAGCAGCACGGGCAGCUGGGCUGCUGGUUUUGCAGGGCUGGCGUUGACCAGUGCGCUGUCGAUCACAGGGUACAUGAAUUGGAUGGUCAGGAUGAAUGCUGAGCUGGAGUCGCAGAUGAACGCUGUGGAGCGCAUCCUGGAAUACACCACCCUCCCCACCGAGGCUCCAGAUGUGGUCGAAUCCUGCCGCCCGCCUGUUGAUUGGCCGCAGCAAGGGGUGAUCGAAGCAGAGGGGGUGGUGGUGAGAUACCGCCCGGAGCUGCCCCCCGUGCUCAAAGGACUGACCUUCUCCAUCCGGGCAGGUGAAAAAGUGGGGGUGUGUGGACGCACGGGCAGCGGCAAGACGACGCUGAGCAUGGCGCUGUAUCGGAUAGUGGAGCUGAGUGCAGGGCGAAUAGUGAUUGAUGGCGUUGAUGCUGCCACCAUCGGCCUGAGGGACCUGAGGUCGCGGCUCUCCCUGGUCCCACAAGACCCCGUGGUGUUCUCCGGCAGUAUUCGAUGGAACCUGGACCCGUACAGUGCUGCGAGUGCUGGGGUGGGAGGGGAGAGCGAGAUGGGCAGUGGGGGACACGGGGAGGGGAAGCGUUACGGAGGAGGGAUGAGGGGGGAUGUGGAGUUAUGGGAGGCGCUGACGCAAGCAGGCGUGGCGGAUGCAGUGAGGGCGCUGCCAGGUCAGCUGGACGCUGAGGUGGCGGAGGGCGGAGGGAAUCUGAGCGUGGGGCAGAGGCAGCUGCUCUGUCUGGCACGCGCCCUGCUGAGACGCUCGCACGUGCUGGUGCUGGACGAGGCUACAUCCAAUGUGGACACGGCAACGGACGCGGCGGUGCAGGCGGCGGUGCGGGGAGGGGCGUUUGCAGCGUGCACGGUGGUGACCAUCGCGCACCGCCUGCACACCAUAGUGGACUGCCACCGCGUCAUGCUGCUGGAGGACGGCCACGUGGCGGAGCUUGAUUCGCCCACUGCCCUGCUGCAGGUCAGAGGGUCGCGGUUCUCGGCGUUUGUGGAUGCCACCAUGCCCAGGGAAGCCGCUGCUCUGCGGCGAAUCGCCUCCGCCAAGUCAAUUGCGGCGAGCGAGGGGUAAAGGUGAGGGUAGGACAAGGAGGAGAGGACAGUAGCGGAAUGCUGUAUGAGGCUGCUGCUACCUGCUGCAUACCCUCGAUAUAGUUGGUGGUUAAAGGGAAGUAUGCUGCCCUGCCCACUACAUAACAUGGUUGUUGAAAACAUGAAGUAUAGACACUACGAAUAUAUGUCGUUUUUUUCUGCAGGUCCAUAGUGGAUAAUAUUUAGAGGUUCAAGCAAGGUAGCAUGUUAAGACGUAUUUCUGUCGUUUGUGAUGAUGCUAUGUAAACAAUUUAGAGCUGAUUGACAGCUGUGACGAAUAUGAGCGCGACA
This is a messenger RNA of Closterium sp. NIES-67, 5482 nucleotides long. The record is from the annotation of a GenBank genome assembly. Lineage: Eukaryota; Viridiplantae; Streptophyta; Zygnematophyceae; Desmidiales; Closteriaceae.